Messenger RNA from Solanum pennellii, 1341 nucleotides. Its product is annotated as NEP1-interacting protein-like 1. The transcript has 5 exons. Bases 361 to 1086 code for a protein of 241 amino acids. NCBI's taxonomy places the organism in Eukaryota, Viridiplantae, Streptophyta, Magnoliopsida, Solanales, Solanaceae. The record is from RefSeq and is a predicted model, not a curated record.
UUUACAUUGAUAACAACCAUGGAAAGAGUAUGAAAAUUACAACCUAUCAUUUUUGCAUUGUUAGCUUAUCAAAAUCACAAUUUAUUGGAAUAGAAGUUAUGUCUACCCUCAAAUUGAUUUUAUGACUUUCUUUGCCUUUGUAAAGCUUUGGCAUCAACAAGCAAACAUCUUUUCUCUAUUUUCAAACGAAGACUAGCUCCACUUUUUUCUUGAAAAAAAACGAAGGCAGAAAGACUUUUUAUUUUCCUCCUUCCUUGUUGGAAGAAAUAGAAUGGAGUUUCAUCUUAUUUUCACCUUCAGAAUAAGCAGUUGAUUUAUGUUAAUCAGAAGUCAUUUGUUGUUGAUCGUUCAAAAGAAUCCAUGGAAAUGGAAUUCUACGCAUACCCAUCUCGUGUUUUCCCUCUUACCUCUUCUAUUUGUUCGUUUUGUAUAAGGGAUUUGGUUGAUAGGGCUAAGGAUUUCAUUAGCGUUGCGGUUUCUGCAAUCAUUGGCAGCGUCUUAUCUGCAGUCUUCACCUUCUUCUUUGCAUUAGUGGGCACCUUAUUAGGAGCAUUAACUGGAGCUUUGAUUGGCCAGGAGACGGAGAGUGGAUUUGUCAGAGGUGCUGCAGUUGGUGCCAUCUCUGGUGCUGUUUUCUCUCUUGAAGUCUUUGAGUCAUCUCUGUUACUAUGGCAGUCGGAUGAAUCUGGAAUAACAUGUCUUGUUUACUUGAUUGAUGUACUCACAAGCCUGUUAAGUGGUCGAUUGGUUCGUGAGAGGAUUGGCCCGGCAAUGCUAAGUGCAGUCCAGAGCCAGAUGGGAGCUGUUGAACUUGCAUAUGACGAGGUCCCUAACAUUUUUGAUACGGGUGUGGCUAAAGGCUUGCAUGGAGAUUCGGUUGAAAAGAUCCCCAAGAUUGUAAUCACAAAAGGUAACAACUUGGAUGGUUCUGGAGAGAGAGUCUCUUGUUCCGUCUGCCUUCAGGACUUUCAACUUGGAGAAACUGUUAGAUGUUUGCCACAAUGUCAUCACAUGUUUCACUUGCCAUGCAUCGACACAUGGCUGUUGAGACAUGGCUCUUGCCCAAUGUGCAGAAGGGAUCUGUAAUUGCUCCAUAAACUAUAACAAGGUUAAAUAAGUUCUUCAUACUUGCUUGUAUGGUUUCCUUAGAAGUCUUUCUUCACUUGCCCAAAUUUUCAAGGAAACCUGUGUAUUUAGUGGCAAGUAUGUGCUUUUUCGAGUUUGGUUGUUGUAGACUAUAACUUACCUGUAAAUUGAGCUAUAAUAGUGUUCACUACUUCCACUAAAUGGUAUGUGUCUCAUGUUUGCCUUCAUCGUUUGCAAGAAAACUUUUGUCCUGAA